Molecule: messenger RNA, 815 nt
Organism: Papaver somniferum (opium poppy)
Lineage: Eukaryota; Viridiplantae; Streptophyta; Magnoliopsida; Ranunculales; Papaveraceae
Exons: 2
Coding region: 48-614 (188 amino acids)
Source: RefSeq, a predicted model, not a curated record
UCAAAUUGCUGUCUUUGUUGUUUUUUUUUUCUCAGAUUGAAUCGAGAAUGGAGAAAGAAAUCGUAACAGACGAAAUCGAAGAGAAAAUCGAUGAAGUAGAAGAAACACAACCUCUUCUGAAUCCUAACCCUAAGACAGUGAAAACAAAAGUACCUGAAGUUGAAAUCAAUGUAUACAGAAAAGGAAGAGGUCCAAUUGAUAAAUUCAAAACUAAUUUAGGAGGAUGGGAUCAAGAUCGAUUAGAAGUUGUUGAUAUUCUUGAUAAAUAUGGUUUUAAAUCGAUCUUCGCUUUUAAUACUGAUAAAGGAAGAGGUGUUCCUAUUCGAUUUAAUGCUAAGAACGGUAGAUCUUUGCUUCCUUACAGAGAUGGAUCUGUGAUUUUCAUUGAUGGUGAACCAAAGGACUCCCUGAUCAAGCCUAUAUCAAAGAUAUUGUUUGGUCUAGCAAUGUCUGUCCUUCUAAUAUCAUUCGUCCUGAAAGAGAGACCUGCCUGGUUCGAGAAAUUGAACGCUUAUGGUGGUAAUUUCCCUCCAUGGGCAAUUGCUUGUGCUGUUAUAGUUUUCACUCGGAUGAGAAAGAGAACAAGAGAUUUUCUGGCAAAAUUUGGUUUCUGAAAGUAAAUUCUGUGAACCUCAGAGUUGUGAUAUCAUAUUAACACUUUCUUUUAGAAUCUUUGUAUCUCAAUGACAUCGGUUAGAAAGUUGAAUAUUCAUUCAAAUGACUUGGGUUCAUGUUUAUUUGAACCAAAAACUCGAAACAUAUUGAAUGACCUUACACGGAUUAAUGGAAUAGCAGUACAUUUUUGUGUAGUCUAA